Molecule: messenger RNA, 969 nt
Organism: Notothenia coriiceps (black rockcod)
Lineage: Eukaryota; Metazoa; Chordata; Actinopteri; Perciformes; Nototheniidae
Product: patched domain-containing protein 1-like
Exons: 1
Cellular component (GO): membrane
Source: RefSeq, a predicted model, not a curated record
UAAGUACAUAAAUCAGGCGCCGGGGCUGGUGUGAAGCGGCGGACUGGCAGCAGACAGCGCGCACACAUGCUCUUCACUCCGCCGCGGCUCGUCGCUGCCACUGCAGCCGCUGCAGCUCCGCACACCGGCGGCUCUUCUCCAGCACUCGGAGGCAGAAUGGCGUGAGACCAGACACCACGGACUCGUCUCUUACGGCCGAUGCGCGAUGGUGUUCUGACUGUCUGCCUGUCUGUGUGUGCGUCCGUGCGUCUUGCAGCGAGAUUACUGCAGUGCUGUUUUUCCAGGUAUUGUGGCGCGCGUGUGUGUGAGAGUGAGUGAGUGUGUGCAUGGUGGUUCUCGAAUUGGACUAAGCCGGGAGUCUGAUGUCACAUGUGCUUCAUCGGAAGAGACGGGGCAUCUGCAAGCGGGAUUUUGUGGAGGAUGCUGCGGCAAGUGAUACACAGAGGGCUCAAGGCUUCGUUCUACUGGCUGGGCUUAUUCGUUAGCAGGCACCCCGUUUUUUUCCUCACCGUCCCCGCGGUGCUCACCAUCAUUUUCGGAUCUACCGUGCUGAGCAGAUUCAAGCCGGAGACGGACCUGGAGGUGCUGGUUGCCCCGACGCACAGCCUGGCCAAGAUCGAGCGGAGUCUCGCCAACAGCCUGUUUCCCAUCGACCAGUCGAAGCACAAGCUGUACUCGGAUUUGCACACCCCGGGCAGAUAUGGCAGGCUGAUCCUGCUGGCCAAGUCCGGGGGGAACAUCCUGGAGCUGGCCGACCAGGUCCUGCAGGUCCACAAGCAGGUGUUGGAUUUGCACGUGAAUUACAAGGGAUUCAAUUACACGUUCGCGCACCUCUGUGUGCUGAGCCACCGGGACAAGCGCUGCCUCUUGGAUGAUAUCAUCACCAUCUUCGAAGAUAUCAGGCAGGCUGUGCUCUCCAACAGCACUUUCCAUAAGGUGCCCGUGAGCUAUCCAAACACAACGCUAAAG